GUGCAAAGCGGGGCGUCGCUGAGGCCGGAUGAGGAGAAUCCAAAGGGGAAGUUUGCUGGUUGUUGCCUGGGGUUGUGAGAGGAAGCGUUGGAGUGUGGGGGAUUUACCCCCCCUUAGGACGUUGCUAUGGGCAACCGAGGAAUGGAAGAGUUGAUUCCGCUGGUGAACAAGCUACAGGAUGCUUUCAGCUCUAUCGGACAAAGCUGCCACCUCGACCUGCCACAAAUCGCUGUGGUGGGUGGUCAAAGCGCGGGCAAGAGCUCCGUCCUGGAGAAUUUCGUCGGCCGAGAUUUCCUGCCCCGUGGUUCUGGAAUUGUUACCCGACGGCCUCUUAUCCUUCAGCUCAUCUUUUCUAAAACAGAAUAUGCAGAAUUUUUGCACUGCAAGUCUAAGAAGUUUACAGACUUUGAUGAAGUCCGGCAGGAGAUUGAAGCAGAGACUGAUAGGGUGACAGGAACGAACAAAGGCAUUUCUCCUAUUCCUAUUAACCUGAGGGUAUAUUCACCACAUGUGCUGAAUCUGACUCUGAUUGAUCUUCCGGGUAUCACUAAAGUGCCAGUGGGUGACCAACCCCAGGAUAUAGAGUACCAGAUCAAAGAUAUGAUUUUACAGUUCAUUAGCAGAGAGAGCAGCUUGAUUCUUGCUGUGACUCCAGCCAAUAUGGAUUUGGCCAACUCUGACGCACUCAAACUGGCUAAAGAAGUUGACCCACAGGGUCUAAGAACAAUUGGAGUAAUAACCAAGCUAGACCUGAUGGAUGAAGGAACUGAUGCCAGAGAUAUCUUGGAAAAUAAACUGUUGCCUCUGCGGAGAGGCUACAUUGGAGUUGUGAACCGGAGCCAGAAGGAUAUUGAUGGUAAGAAGGACAUCAGAGCAGCAUUGGCAGCUGAGCGCAAGUUCUUCCUUUCCCAUCCUGCUUACAGACACAUGGCUGAUCGCAUGGGAACUCCCCAUUUGCAGAAGGUCCUGAACCAGCAAUUGACAAACCAUAUCCGGGACACUCUGCCAUCCCUACGUAGCAAACUUCAGAGUCAGCUGCUGUCACUUGAAAAGGAGGUGGAAGAAUAUAAGAACUUUCGUCCUGAUGAUCCUACACGGAAAACCAAAGCCUUGCUGCAAAUGGUCCAACAGUUUGCAGUUGAUUUUGAGAAGAGAAUUGAAGGGUCUGGAGAUCAGGUGGAUACACUAGAACUCUCAGGUGGAGCCCGAAUAAAUCGCAUUUUUCAUGAGAGGUUCCCCUUUGAGUUGGUCAAGAUGGAGUUUGAUGAGAAAGAUUUGCGACGGGAAAUCAGCUAUGCAAUCAAAAACAUCCAUGGUAUAAGGACGGGGCUGUUCACACCAGACUUGGCAUUUGAAGCCAUUGUGAAAAAGCAGGUGGUGAAGCUGAAAGAGCCUUGUUUGAAGUGUGUCGACUUGGUUAUUCAGGAGUUAAUCAAUACAGUUAGACAGUGUACCAGUAAGCUUGGUUCCUAUCCCAGGCUGCGAGAAGAGACAGAGAGAAUUGUUACUACAUACAUCAGAGAACGUGAAGGAAAAACUAAGGACCAGAUUCUCCUGCUGAUUGACAUAGAGCUAUCCUAUAUCAACACAAAUCAUGAAGACUUUAUUGGAUUUGCCAAUGCGCAGCAAAGGAGCACCCAAGCAAAUAAGAAAAGAGCAAUUCCAAAUCAGGGUGAGAUACUGGUCAUCCGGCGAGGCUGGCUGACAAUCAACAACAUUAGCAUCAUGAAAGGGGGCUCCAAGGAAUAUUGGUUCAUCUUAACAGCAGAGAGUUUGUCUUGGUACAAGGAUGAAGAGGAGAAAGAAAAGAAAUAUAUGCUGCCUCUGGACAACCUAAAAAUAAGAGAUGUGGAGAAAGGUUUCAUGUCCAACAAGCAUGUCUUUGCCAUUUUUAAUACAGAACAAAGAAAUGUAUACAAAGAUCUGCGUCAGAUUGAACUUGCCUGCGAUUCUCAGGAAGACGUGGACAGCUGGAAGGCAUCCUUCCUUCGUGCUGGUGUUUAUCCUGAGAAAGACCAAGUAGAAAAUGAAGAUGGGGUUCAGGAAAAUACCUUUUCCAUGGAUCCUCAACUGGAACGCCAAGUAGAAACUAUUCGCAAUCUUGUUGAUUCAUAUGUUGGGAUCAUCAACAAAUCCAUCCGAGACCUUAUGCCAAAGACAAUAAUGCACCUAAUGAUAAAUAAUACCAAGGAAUUCAUCCACUCGGAGCUGCUGGCCUACCUGUACUCCUCUGCAGACCAAAACAGCUUGAUGGAGGAAUCAGCAGACCAGGCACAGCGCAGGGAUGACAUGUUGCGAAUGUACCAUGCCCUGAAGGAAGCACUGAACAUAAUUGGAGACAUUACUACCAGUACAGUUUCCACACCAGUUCCUCCUCCUGUGGAUGACACGUGGUUGCAGGCUGGGAGCAGUGGGCACAGCCCAACUUCACAGCGCAGGCCUCCUUCUACUGUGUUGCCUCCAGGGAGACCUCCAGCUGUGAGAGGCCCCAUGCCUGGCCCUCCCUUGAUUCCAGUGCCAGUAGCAGGCUCAUCCUCUUUUAUGGCACCACCCAUUCCUUCACGACCGCAAAGUGCAUUUAUUGCUAACAAUGACCCUUUCUCAGCCCCGCCUCAGAUUCCCUCACGACCGGCGCGUAUUCCACCUGGUAUCCCUCCAGGUGUACCCAGCAGAAGACCCCCUGCAGCACCGAACCGGCCCACCAUUAUCAGACCAACUGAGCCCUCCUUGUUAGAUUAACCACAAUCACUACCCAGAGGGGAAGGCAAUAUUGCUUGUUAACUAUCUUGUGGAGAGAACUCAUGCUUAAUUUUUUGUGUAAAAGAGCUCUUUGUAACUGGUCAGUUAUAGCCAAGGCCCAUUUUUCCCAUUUCUCCUCUUCCCUUUCCUUCCCACAAUAAUACAACCACGGCAACAGGUGUCAAGGAAUAGGUGCUGUCGGUUGGUUACCUGUAAAUAGCUCUGAGAGGCCAAGCAUUCCUGUAGUAUUUCUCUCUCUAUCCCUGGGUCUUGGCUAGGGAAGGAUUUGGUGACCAGUGUCUUCCCUUCUGGGAAGAGGGGGAUUGAUUUCUUCACGAUUUUUCAUGGUGGCCAUACCAGGCCCAUUCCACAUGGGAACAUGGAGGAUUCUGUUUUGUGGAAUUGUUUUGCACUUUGUUGGAAAUAGAGAAACAACCCCCUACUUGAGUGAUUGUGAUGAGAGUGCCUGUGAAUGUGUAAAAGUGGAGAGUUUGUAUUUCCACUAACACUUGUUAGAAUCUCCUUCUGCCAUUAAUGUUGAUUGGAUUUGUCUAUCUUCUCCACCACCCUUUAAUUUCUUUGUGUUAUAAUAUAUAUGAAAUCUCCUUCUUAGACUGCUUUACCUUUCCACCAUGACAUUUUAGUACAACAUUGAUCAAUUUAUUUCUAUAUAGCUCUGAAAAAUAAUGGAACUGCAAAUAAAAAAUGGCUAAUAAAUCCAAUAUAUGAAACUGGAGCAAGAUUUUACCAAACAGAAUAAUUGGAAGGAGGAAGGCACCAAGUUGUUUUUGAGCCUCAGGUAUAGUGCUGACUUCUAUGCCAUGCUACCCUUUGCACAACCAGUGAUUAUGCUUCAAUGGAAGCGGCAAUCUUAUGUUGCCAGCUACAGCCUGGGAUGAGCUUGAUGUAAUACCAGGGAAGACCAAUGGCCAGUUGCAGGGGAUGUCUUAGUCAUUUUAGAACUAUCACUUUAAUAUAAGAUUGGCCAGGAUGAUUACUCAGCCUCCUAUGGAGAAGUGGUAAGGGAGAGGCAGGAUUUCAAAAACUUUGCAAGAUUGUCAUCGUUUGCAGAGAUUACUACUGUGGAAAGACUUUCCUGUUUGCCUCAUGCAGGAGAUUUGUUUGUCCUUCAGUUCAGCUUGACUAUGUUCGCUUCUAGGUUGAGGCAGAUUCUUUAUGGCAAAUGCUGUCCCAAAAUAGAUUUCAUGGCACCAGUGAUUAAAGUUCCCUCUGUCCCACAGGAACUCAUAUAGGAGUCUGUGGUCUCUGAAAAGCAUUUUUUUUCAUGUUGGCUACUCCAUCUUUUGAAUCAUUAUUAUUCCAGGAGUUUGUGGAACAAGACUGGAGCCUUGUGAACAGACUAGUAAAGCACUCUGCCCUCCCUGGGCUGUGGUUGUAUAUAUUUCUUCAUAAAACAGACUGUAUUGAUACUUGUAUGAUUCUAGAUUUUUUAAAGUAAGACAGUUGCCCCCACCCACUCUCACUUGUACAAGUGUAUCAGGGAUACCUUUGCCCUUCCUGCGACAAGACAUAUGGAACAGCAAUACAAAAACACGUACCACCUGCCUUAAUGCUUCCUUCCAAUGACCUCUCCCUUUUUAUUUGACCUGGAACAGAAGUUGCUUGCCUCAUGUCCUAGAGUAUAUAACCUUUCCAGAGACAGUGCUAACUUUGUGCCUUUAUUAUUGCUUAAAUUCUAUGCCAUCUGCCUGAAUAACCAGCACUGUCUUCCUGUAAAUGUCCCUCUAUUGCCAAAGUCAUUACCAAGGGCUUUGAACCUCUUUUGCAGUACAAAAACUUCUCCAAAAACUGGUGCUUGCCUGGUAGCAUGGACUUCUACCUUAAUUCAUUUGUUCUGAUUUGUUGUCUCUUGACUCUUUGUUACCAUGUGUGAAGGGGUUAUUAUAUCUUCUCUCCAUCUUUAGAAGAAAAAAGCUCCCAGCAGUUUGAGAUAAGUGCCUCCAUUAUGUAUCCAAUUAAUAAACUAAAAUAAAGGGAAAUUCUGCUGGUGGAAGGUCUCUACCAAUUUGUGGUGUUGACUUUUUAUGCAUUUUUUAUUCUAUUAGUUCUCAACACAUACUUAAGGACUAUUGGGCUUGGAGUGAAUAGAAAAACGUAAGUUCAUGUUUCUCUUAACUAACUUCUGUCCAAAUAGCAAUAGCCUGAGUAAUCUCUGAUUUCUUGAGCCUGCUUGGUAUGAUUUCUGACCUGGAGGCAAGUAGUAUCUAGUAAAAGCAACUGAAUUUACAAUUACAGACUUAAUGACACUAAUGCAACUAAUACCUUUAUCCUACCUUUUGUAUGGAUGUUUACAGUUAUUCUUCCCCUUACUAUUUGUCAUCUCACAAUUAAAUUAUAGUGAUUAAACAAGUAUUUUAAAAGUGACUCUUGUAGGAUCUAGUGGGAUAUAUGGAGCAGGUCCACCUUGUAUUGCAGAACUUGACCAGCCUCUGUAGCAGAAAGACCAUUAAUAUAGAGAAAGGUGUUAGUUGCCUCUCUCAAAGGAAAUCCCCAUAUAGUGUUGCAGACAUAGAAGACCUUUCAACAAAUAGUAAGGAAUUCAUUCAGUUGCUCAUAUUGAAGGGUAAAUAUAUCUUUAAGUUACCCAAAUUUAUAAUUAUAGUUUCAUGUAUUUUAUGCAUAUAAUAAUCAUGAAAAAUAGUAGAUUUCAGACACAUAUUUUCUAAUAUAUUUUUGUAAUAUUCAAUUUAUUAUGAUGUUAAAUUUAUCUCUUACAAAUACAUAGAAUGGACUGAGCAAACAGAAGGGUUUUCCAAUCCAAAGUUAUAUCCCAAACUAGCACAUUUUGCCCAAUGUGUUACUGUUAUUUCUUCAUGCACUAUCUUGCUAAAGUAUUGCAGCUCUUACAAGCUUUCCAAUGGAUUAUGUCUAUGUAUAGUCCACUGUCCCAAUCAAUUGUAUGCCACAUCCAAUGACAUGUUAUACAUGUUUUAGAUUUCAUUUUUAUGAGUUUACAUUUUUGCUUUUAAAAAUAUUGUUAAUUUUUUUAAAAAUUGCCCAAAAUGCGUAAUACGUUUAGGUUGUGGAAUAAAACGUUGGGUUCCAUCCAUGGCUAAUUGGUUUAAUGGAUAAUAGGUCUCCUUAAGGGUGACUUUGGUUACAUCCACAAAUUAGUUAUGAUUAAUAAUUUCUUCUUCCCCAAAUACUUCCUAACAUUGUUGCAGUCUUUCCAAAAUAUAGGUGAAAUUGGAUCUGUCAGGUACAUCUCUAACCAUUUGUGUUAUAAUUAGAAUGGAGUAUUUACAUGAUUACUUAAAUUGAUGUAAAAAAAUUCUUAAAUGGUUGUUCCCAGUUAUUUGGACAAAGAUUUUAAAAUGUUUAUUUUUAUUACUUCUAAAAAAGGCUACCUUGUAUGUUUUACUCUUAUUUUAUUUGAGAGUUAAAAGGAAGCAUUCUAAAAUGAAAUUUGCAUUAUUUAAAAACUAAACUGUGGUUCAAAAAAUUAUUGUAUCCUCCUACAAUUGUAUGCAUGUUCAAUUGAGAUGACACCCUCAGAAGGAUUUUACAAUCCAUUUUCCUUCAUUUUCCUCUUUCAAGAAUUAAACCCACUAAUACAGUA
Python bivittatus (Burmese python) is the source of this 6319-nucleotide messenger RNA. NCBI's taxonomy places the organism in Eukaryota, Metazoa, Chordata, Lepidosauria, Squamata, Pythonidae. The record is from RefSeq and is a predicted model, not a curated record.